Molecule: messenger RNA, 1560 nt
Organism: Homarus americanus (American lobster)
Lineage: Eukaryota; Metazoa; Arthropoda; Malacostraca; Decapoda; Nephropidae
Product: gastrula zinc finger protein XlCGF26.1-like
Exons: 5
Coding region: 1-1419 (472 amino acids)
Biological process (GO): regulation of transcription by RNA polymerase II
Cellular component (GO): nucleus
Molecular function (GO): DNA-binding transcription activator activity, RNA polymerase II-specific; RNA polymerase II cis-regulatory region sequence-specific DNA binding
Source: RefSeq, a predicted model, not a curated record
AUGACGGAUGUUCAUAAAAAAAUUUAUACGCAGCCAGAUGAGAAUGAUGAGUUUUGCAAAGAGCCAGAACAAGCAGCUGAUAUUAACACUAAGUUCAAGUCAGAUGACUGUGCCAGCAGAGAAUGCAGACCAGCAAAUUGUACCUUAGAAAAUGAUAAGGCUAGCUAUGAGUGUGAGAUAUGUGGUAAAAUGUUUCUGGAUUUGCGUAGUUGUCAGUCACACAUACGAGGAGUCCACCACGAGGCAAGUCAGAUGUGUAAAUUUUGUGGAAAAAUGUUCAAGAGACGUUGUGACCUUUAUCAGCAUGAAAGAAGACAUAACACUGCUAAUCUUCCCUGUAAGUUGUGUGGGAAAAUUUUUAAGCUACCAAAAGAUCUUACAGCUCACAUGACGACACAUAUUGGAGGAAAGCGAUUUAAUUGUAUUCAUUGCAAUAAGGAACUUACAUCUUUUAGAAAUUUAAGAAACCACAUUGCAAGCAUUCAUCAGAAGCAACGAGCCUUUGUUUGUCAGAUGUGCAGCAAAACAUACUCCAAGUCAUGUUCAUUGCAGGUCCACAUACGGUCAGUGCAUACUGGAGAACGGCCUUUCAAGUGCAGUGUUUGCAGUAAAAGUUUCUGUGACUCUGCCUUAUUAAGGUUACACAAUGCUGUUCAUACAGGAGAACGUAAAUAUUCUUGUAAAGUGUGCGAGCGACGUUUCAACCAGUAUAGCAACAUGAUAAGUCACCAGCGGGUACAUACUAAUCAUCGUCCUUUCACAUGUGUCAUUUGCAAAGAAAAUUUCAAGACAAGGGAGGGGCUUCUUAAGCAUAAAUGGAUUCAUACAGGUCUUAAACCUCUCCAAUGUCGUCAUUGCUCCAAAGAGUUUCGCAUCAAAGAGAGUUAUGAGAGACACAUGUUGAAGUGUCACAAUGAAGUGAUUAGUCUGCCAGAGAUCUACUUUGAAAUGCCUGAGGAAUCCAUCUCUGAGGAACCCAGCAAGACCACUUCUAGCAACAGUGUAAGGGUGUUUAAAAGUAUAGGGGAUUCUAAAGUACAGGAACCAGCAUCUGUUUGUAUAUCCAGUAAUCGAAAUGAGAAAAUUAUCGAGAAAAAGACUUUUAAUAAAGAUUCCCCUCAAGAUAUGGGUCUUGUUGUUCACUUUGUUCAAGGUGUUACUCAAGUGGAGUCAUCACCUGUUCAUCUAACAACAAAUGAUUCAGGACAGAUGCAGCUAAAUUAUCCCCUUUUAUCUUCAACUGCAAAUGCAGAAGAAAAUGAAAUAUUAUCCUCAAAUGCUAAUAUUGAAGAAAAUUCUAAUAUAACUUUAGAAAACUUGGCGAAUCAAAUCUCAUGCAGUGAUAAGGUUACACAGUCCAUUGAUGUAGAAUCUCUUUUACAUGAAAAUGUUGAAGUUCCUGGUAUAGUAGUGCAAUAGUAGUAACAAAAGACAGUAAUACUAAUGCAGCUGCUCCCCGACUUAUGACUGGGUUAGGGACCCAAAUCCAGGUCGUAAGUCGAAAUGGUCGUAAGUCGAAAAUACAAAAAAUAAUACAUAGAAAAUCUAAAAUGAAAUACA